Molecule: messenger RNA, 663 nt
Organism: Ilyonectria robusta
Lineage: Eukaryota; Fungi; Ascomycota; Sordariomycetes; Hypocreales; Nectriaceae
Exons: 3
Coding region: 1-663 (220 amino acids)
Source: RefSeq, a predicted model, not a curated record
AUGAUUGUCUCCCUCCAGAAGCUCAAUACCAGUCUCGCAAGGAGUUGGUGGGAGCAAGCAAUUAAUGCGUGGGCUGCAACGCGAGGCUACGCGCCUAUUGCGCGCAGGUCAACUACCAAAUCCACUGGCAGGAAGAUGGUCACAUAUGCAUGUGAUGGGUUUUGGCCACGUGAAGUUUCAACAGAAAAGGACCCUAAACGUCAAGUCACUGCUAGGCAGGAACCAAGGCUUUACAUAGAUGACUUCCACCAACAGUGGCAUAUGAAGCGCAACGGAGGGCAACCACAACUAAUCCUCGAACCUGUUGGAGUUGAGCCAAGGAUCCAAAAAAGUUCAACGAUUGCGCGGUCAAGCACCGAGCUGGAACAAGCACAUUCGAACGACCUAAAAAGCAAGCGCCGACGUGUUCAAGGUGUCACGCUGUUGGUUAUCGAAGGUCGUCGAAAAUAUGUCCUCUUCGGCGACAAGAGAUACUAUUGGAAUCGUAUGGCAUUGACGGGCUGGUCUCGAGACGCAGAAGAUACCUUGGCUAGUCAGUUUCCAGAUACGACUCAGGAUACAAUUCGAGAUACCACUCAAGAUAGCACCCAAGAUGCAAGUACAAGUUACGAUUCAAGACACGAUAGUAGUGCAAAGUCUGCCUCCACGGCCACAACAGAUUAG